AUGGAAUCUACAGACUGGGACCUUUUCAGAGCUGCCACAGAUAGCUUGGAUGAAUAUACGGACACUGUGACGUCAUACAUCCACUUCUGUGAGGAUAGCAUCAUUCCAACAAGGACCAGGGUCAUCUAUAACAACGACAAACCCUGGUUCACUGCUAAACUCCGGCAGCUCAGGAAAGCAAAGGAGUCUGCUUUCAGGGAGGGGGACCGCAGCGGCUACAAAGCAGCUAAAUAUCAGUUCAGGAAAGAACUGAAAGCAGCCAAGUCCCGGCACAGAGAACGACUACAGGAGCAGUUUGGUAACAACGAUACUGCUUCUGUCUGGAGGGGCCUACGGGAGAUCACCAACUACAAACCCAAAGCCCCCCCCUGUGCUGAUGACCACAAGCUAGCUGACGAUCUGAACUUAUUUUUCAGUCGCUUUGAUGCUGCCCCUGACACCUCUCCCUCCCCCACCCCCCACUACUCUAACGACCCACCCAUCAGCCCUGCCCCCAGCCUAACAAUAGCCGCUAAAGAGAUUAAACAACUCUUCCUGAGGCUGCACCCCCGCAAAGCUCCUGGCCCGGACCACGUGUCUCCGGCCACUCUGAGACACUGCCCCAGUGAGCUUACUCCUGUGUUCACGGACAUUUUCAACUCCUCUCUGCAGUCCUGCCAUGUCCCGGCCUGCUUCAAAUCCUCCAUCAUUGUCCCCGUCCCGAAGAAGCCCAGGAUCACAGGACUCAAUGACUACAGACCUGUAGCACUUACGUCUGUCGUCAUGAAGUCAUUUGAACGCCUGGUUCUCUCCCAUCUCAAGUCCCUCACCUCCCCCCUCCUGGACCCCCUGCAGUUCGCCUACAGAGCCAACAGAUCUGUAGACGACGCCAUUAACCUGGCCCUCCACCACAUCCUACAGCACCUGGACUCCCCGGGGACCUACGCCAGGGUCCUGUUCGUGGACUUCAGCUCUGCCUUCAACACAAUCCUGCCAUCCCUGCUCCAGGACAAGCUCUCCCAGCUCAACGUGCCCGAUUCCACCUGCAGGUGGAUCAUUGACUUCCUGACGGACAGGAAGCAGCGAGAGCCCCACAGGGCUGUGUUCUUUCUCCCCUGCUCUUCUCCCUGUACACCAACCACUGCACCUCCAGCCACGACUCCGUGA
Molecule: messenger RNA, 1146 nt
Organism: Knipowitschia caucasica
Lineage: Eukaryota; Metazoa; Chordata; Actinopteri; Gobiiformes; Gobiidae
Source: the annotation of a GenBank genome assembly